Molecule: messenger RNA, 276 nt
Organism: Sphenostylis stenocarpa
Lineage: Eukaryota; Viridiplantae; Streptophyta; Magnoliopsida; Fabales; Fabaceae
Source: the annotation of a GenBank genome assembly
AUGAGAGAGUUGCAGAGAAAGAGAUCACAGGGGACGGGAAAAGAUAAAGGAGGUUGUGUUGUGGGGCAAAAAGGUGUUGAGUCAUGGACUCAUGGUGGGGAGGUCUUCGGUGGAUGCGUCACAAUCGAAUGUACCUUUGUUUCCCUUCGGCCAGCUCUCCUCCAGGAAAAAAUUUUGAACAGACAGCGAUGGAGGGUCUGUGCUCACGUUCAGACAAAUAAAACGUGCAAAUUAAUAUCCUUCUCAAUCUUUAAGAAUGUGCCUUUUGCUGGUUAA